Molecule: messenger RNA, 1074 nt
Organism: Hyposmocoma kahamanoa
Lineage: Eukaryota; Metazoa; Arthropoda; Insecta; Lepidoptera; Cosmopterigidae
Product: beta-1,4-N-acetylgalactosaminyltransferase bre-4-like
Exons: 8
Coding region: 1-1074 (357 amino acids)
Biological process (GO): carbohydrate metabolic process; glycosphingolipid biosynthetic process
Molecular function (GO): N-acetyl-beta-glucosaminyl-derivative 4-beta-N-acetylgalactosaminyltransferase activity
Source: RefSeq, a predicted model, not a curated record
AUGGUUUUCACGAGUGUAGAACGUAAUCUGGAGUGUAACGGCCCUCUAGAGAGGUCAGGAUGGCGCAUUUGGCUGGUCCUCUGCCUGCCUACCUUUUACUACGUGCAAAUGUGGCUACGUGACGACUUCACGAAAAACAUGAACAUCGACGAUCACAUUUUAAUGGAAAACUUUGAUGACAAAGUGAAUUCAUGGAACGUGGCUAAUUUAACGACUGUUGCUCGUAGUAAUAAUAGCGAUCAAAGUCUAACAGGAUUAAAGGUUUGGUUAAUGGACUCGAUUGGAGCAAAACCAGGAGAUACAAAGAUAGUUCCACAUUUGAAUAUUUCGCAUGACGAUGUGAAACCAACGAAUUUGUACCCCAAGCUGAAAGUAGGCGGGUAUUUUGCACCGGAGGAGUGCCAGGCAAGGCAUUACGUCGCUGUCAUUGUCCCUUACAGGGGUCGACACGACAAUUUGAAGAUAUUCCUGUACAACAUCCACCCAUUUUUAAUGGCUCAAAAGCUUCAAUAUCAAAUUUUUAUCAUUGAACAGUACGGCAACGCUUCAUUUAACAUGGGACGACUGUACAACGCUGGGUACAGAGAGAUACAAGAAUACGGCAAGUGGAAAUGCGUAGUAUUUCAUGAUGUAGAUUUAUUACCGACAGAUCGGAGGAUCUUGUACACUUGUCCUACGUACCCCAGACAUAUGUGUGCUGGUACGCUUCAUGAUCCAACCUACCGUCCUUUGUUUGGCGGUGUAGUAGCGAUGACUCCAGAACAUUAUGAAAAAGCUAACGGGUAUUCCAAUCUGUUCUGGGGCCGGGGAGGCGAAGACGAUGAUAUGUUUUGGAGGUUACGCUUUACUGGUACUACGGUGGUGAGAUACGACAAAAGGAUAGCCAAGUACUGGUCGUUGCCGCACAACUCGGAACCCAAAAACGAACGCAGAUUCGAAAUCCUUAAAACGAUAAGAGAUCGGUGGAAACACGAAGGUCUCUCAAGUGUCAAAUACAGACUAAUGGGCACGACAUUUAGACACCUGUUCACGCACAUUGUUGUCGACAUCAACCCUUUUGGAGAUACGUAUUGA